This is a messenger RNA of Rotaria socialis, 1041 nucleotides long. The record is from the annotation of a GenBank genome assembly. NCBI's taxonomy places the organism in Eukaryota, Metazoa, Rotifera, Eurotatoria, Philodinida, Philodinidae.
AUGGAUUUUAAUUUAAAUUUAUCGCCUAUACAGGAUCGAAAAAUUUCAUCAGCAUUAUCAAGAGCUGAUCGAAGUUCUCCAGAAUCAAGAAAAGAAAUUUUCACAGAAGAAUUGCCUCAAACAAUAAAUCUAACAGAGAAAAGAGUUAAAACUGCUGAUCAACAGAAAAUAUCCUCGCCUGAUCUAGGAACGUUAACUCAACCAACUGAAGAACUUAUCUUACAUGCCUUUGAAACACUAAAAAAUGAAGAUAGCAAAAGCAUAGUGGCUGCAUUAGAUGAAAGUCGAUCUCUAUUAAGAAGCUCAUUGGAAGAACUUCGAUGUGGACAAGAUGAAUAUAGAAAACAACUCGAACAAAUUAAAAACUACAAAGAGUCAGAAACACCAAGAAGAAAAGAUUCAGGUAUGAAUGCGACAUAUCAAGCUUAUUUUGAAGCUCUUCUUACGCACGAUGCAAAUCAACAACAACAUCCAUCGGAUAAAGUUGCCGUGAUUAAGUAUAUUCGUCGACGUGAGAGACGAAAACGUGCAGAAACCAAUCGAAAGAAUAAUGAAUUAAGUAGUGACAUUCUUCAAAAACAAACAGCAGAAUUAAUUGGGAAAAUUGGAAGUAUCGAUAUUAAAUUGGAACAUGAAAGACAAAGACAAAAUGAUACAAUACGUACAAAAAUGAAUGAAAAGAAAGUUAGAGCUCAAAAUAUAACGGAAACAAGUGAAAUAAUUGACCAGGCUCAUGAAGCUAAUCUAGCCCGUGAGCGUGUUGAACAAAAACAUCGUGAAAAAAUUGAAGCACGUCUAUCAGAAAAACGCAAACAACUUAAUCAAACACCAACAAAUGUAAUUCAUGUUCAAAGUCGCGUAAACAAUGAUGAUGAUGAUGCGAAUGAAAAUUCUCAAUUAAAUGAUGAACAAAAACAAGAAACAAAAGCUUCUAUUCAACUUUUGAAUACUCAUAAUGAUGCUGAUGAAUCAAAACGGCCAAGAACACCUGUUUAUGGUAGUGAAAAUUCAAACGAAAAAAUUGCAAAUAUUUAUAUAUAA